Molecule: messenger RNA, 2492 nt
Organism: Microplitis mediator
Lineage: Eukaryota; Metazoa; Arthropoda; Insecta; Hymenoptera; Braconidae
Product: ATP-dependent RNA helicase p62-like
Exons: 7
Coding region: 239-1927 (562 amino acids)
Cellular component (GO): cytoplasm; ribonucleoprotein complex; nucleus
Molecular function (GO): RNA helicase activity; ATP binding; RNA binding
Source: RefSeq, a predicted model, not a curated record
CGCGAACGAGAACGAGUUAAAAAUUAUCUGCGCAUGCCCAGCAGCUAAAUUCGUGUUCUGCGCAUAGAAGAAUCCCCCACUCCACAGCAUAAAUUAAAUCAUUUCCGGCAUCUCCGAGCAUCGUUCUUUCCGUCCCUAACAGCGGCACGGAGAUCUUUGCUGCUUUUGUAACAUCUUACAACAACAACAAUCUAACAUCUUUUUUUCGGGACAGUAAAGCAUUACAACCCAAUUAAAUAUGACUUACAGUGGUGGUUCAUCUGGUGGAUACCGCAAUGGCGGAUCAGGAAAAGGAGGAGCUGGCCAACGUGGAAGUGCACCAUCGCGCAACGGCUUUGGGAGCGGUGGGGGUGCUGGCGGAGGUAAUAGAUUUGGUGGAGGCCGCGGAGGUAGCAACGGUGCAUCCGGUGGACGCUUCGGUGGCAACAAUCGCGCAAACAACAAUAAUCCAAAGACUGCUGGCAAUAGUUUGAAAAAACCAAACUGGGAUUACGAGAACUUGAAGCCUUUCAAAAAAGAUUUUUACAUUCCACAUUUAAAUGUUUCCAAGCGUAACUACAAUGAAAUUGACUCCUUCAGACAAGAGAAAGAAAUUACUCUUAAGGGAGAGAAAAUUCCACACCCAAUUCAAACUUUUGACGAGGGUAAUUUCCCAGACUACGUAAUGGAGGGAAUUAAGAAACAAGGCUUCACUGAGCCAACCGCAAUUCAAUCUCAAGGUUGGCCAAUCGCGAUGUCCGGUCGUAACAUGGUCGGUAUUGCACAGACAGGAUCUGGAAAAACUCUCGGCUACAUUUUACCUGCUAUCGUACACAUAAACAACCAGCAACCUCUGAACCGGGGUGAUGGUCCAAUCGCCCUAGUACUCGCUCCCACGAGAGAACUGGCCCAGCAAAUCCAGACUGUAGCCAACGACUUUGGUUCUCUAUCUUACGUCAGAAACACAUGUAUUUUCGGUGGAGCACCGAAAGGCGCACAAGCGCGUGACCUGGAACGCGGUGUCGAGAUCGUCAUUGCCACACCUGGAAGACUUAUUGAUUUUCUCGAGCGUGGCACAACCAAUCUGCGCAGGUGCACCUACUUGGUACUCGAUGAAGCUGAUCGCAUGUUGGACAUGGGUUUUGAACCCCAGAUAAGAAAAAUAAUUGAACAGAUCCGACCAGACAGACAAGUGCUCAUGUGGUCCGCCACCUGGCCAAAGGAAGUCAGAAUGCUAGCUGAAGAAUACCUCGUAGACUACACCCAAUUGAACAUUGGAUCUCUUUCCUUGUCAGCGAACCACAACAUCUUGCAAAUCGUGGAUGUAUGCCAAGAGCACGAGAAAGAGGCCAAAUUGGGAACAUUACUCCAAGAAAUUGGUAAUGUUAAUGACGAUGGCGGAAAAACAAUAAUAUUUGUGGAGACUAAGAAAAAAGUUGAAAACAUCACAAGAAAUAUUAGACGAUACGGCUGGCCCGCCGUAUGUAUGCAUGGAGACAAAUCUCAACAAGAACGUGAUUAUGUUCUUAGAGAGUUCAGAAACAAAAAGGGUUCGAUUCUUGUAGCAACAGACGUUGCUGCCCGUGGACUUGAUGUCGAUGACGUUAAGUAUGUGAUCAACUUCGACUAUCCAUCUUCGUCGGAAGAUUACAUUCACAGAAUCGGUAGAACAGGACGAUCACAAUCUACCGGAACAAGUUACGCUUUCUUCACACCACAAAACAGCCGACAAGCUAAAGAUUUAAUAAACGUACUCAAAGAAGCCAACCAGGUCAUUAACCCCAAGCUAACAGAGCUUGCCGGUAAGACUGGAGGACAUGGAGGCGGCUAUGGACAAAGAAAUCGUUGGGGAUACGGUGGUGGACGUGGAGGCGGACGGGAAAACACCUUCUCCGGAGUACACAAGAGAUUCGAAGACAGAAGCAACAACUACAACAACUACAGUUGAUUUGAUAAUAAUUAAAUAAAAUGACCGGAACGUUAACCAAAAUAUAAAUGCGUGGGGAUUUCAUUCGUCGUAUUCGAGAAUUUAAUUUCAAGUCUAAAGUCAAUUGGUCAUCUUCCCGCAUAGGUUACAAUGCGUUCGCGGUCAUCCUUUUUUUAAUAUUUAAAUUUUUUUCUAUUUAUAUAAAAUAAUUAGUUCGUUCACUUCGCCACGCGAUGGCAAUAAAUAAAAGAUAAAGUUCAAAUUUAGAGGUGGUGCGUUUAUCUCACUUUUUUUUUAUUUUUGUUUAAUACUAAAAACAAAUUAUGACGUUUGUUUUUACUCAGAACUUUGUUACAAAUAUCUAUUUUCGAAACAUAAGAACUGUUCGUUUUCAUUUAGUUUGAUACUUUUAAAUACAUUUAAAAGAUACUUCAGUAUUCAUUCCAAAUUAAUGGGAUGGCUUAAUGAUCCAUAUGAUCAUUAAUUAUCUUCUUUUGUUAUUAAAGUGUAUUCAAUUAUAAUAAUAAGAGUGGCGAAAGUAAAAAUAAAAUAUAUAUCAGAUAAAAUAUCACUUAAACAUUAACAA